Messenger RNA from Yamadazyma tenuis ATCC 10573, 1189 nucleotides. RefSeq names its product HMG domain-containing transcriptional repressor (gene RFG1). Gene Ontology annotation, biological process: cell differentiation; negative regulation of transcription by RNA polymerase II; anatomical structure morphogenesis. Gene Ontology annotation, molecular function: RNA polymerase II cis-regulatory region sequence-specific DNA binding; DNA-binding transcription factor activity, RNA polymerase II-specific. The record is from RefSeq and is a predicted model, not a curated record. NCBI's taxonomy places the organism in Eukaryota, Fungi, Ascomycota, Pichiomycetes, Serinales, Debaryomycetaceae.
CAACAGGAUUGUUCAAUUCUUAAGGUCAAUUUCACUUCUCUCAACCCUCCUAUGUCAACUGCCAUUUAUUACAAUCCAGAAGAAAGACACAGCUUACCUUCAUUAUCUUCCAUCAUGAAUACUCAACAACCACAACCCACCGCGGCCGGGCCCGCGGCCACCUCCCAGCUCCAACCCAAUGGGUCCAUCUCGGGGCAAUCUGUCAGUGGAGACCUGGAACUAUUUUCCACUGCGGGCUCUCAGACUUCCACCGCCCACACCACGCCGGCGUCGCUGUUCUCCGGGCUGUCUCUGGGCAGCGGUCAAUAUUAUGGGGAAGGCAAGUGCUCCUGUAAAUCCAACGCCAACCGUAUCCCCAGACCCCGGAAUGCGUUUAUUUUAUUCAGGCAAAAAUAUCAUCAGAGUGUAUUAGACGAAGGUAGUGUCAUCAGAACCAACCCAGAAGUGUCAAGGGAAUUGGGUAGAAGAUGGAGAGCCCUCCCCAAUGAAGAAAGAGACCAUUGGAACAAAUUGGCAGAAGAAGAAAAGACCAACCAUGCAAAAAAAUUCCCUGGAUAUAGGUAUACUCCCAGGAGAAACGGCAAAGGUAAGAUAUGUGACUUCUGUAAGCAGAAAAAUUUGCGUCAGCAACAACUUCAGUUACACAACCAUCAAAUGCUCCAGUUGCAACAAGACCAGUACACUUCAUACAUGUUACAACAGCAACAAGCUAUGCAACAGUUGGUACCUUCGGGUCAAAACUUGCCUCCGCAGUUUAAUCAACAGUAUCAACAGACGCCCCAAUCUUCCAACGUUAAUUUGCAACAACCUUAUAAUAAUAUGGUGUAUCUCCCCCAGAAUCCCAUUCAAUCGAACUUUCAGUUUCAGUACAAUAAUGAGUUUGUGCCCGGUACUCAGGAGAAAUUGAGUCCACUUUCGCUGAUGCCCAUGCCUUAUGACCACCAUUACCAUCAUCAACAACCACUGCAGAUGCCUCAAGUGCAAGUCCAACAGGGACAACCGCAGCAACAGCCUCAGUUUGCCAUUGGCUAUGAACAGUCCAGGUUCAAUUCUUUACCUACGCCCGUUGGUACCAAUGCGUCCGGAUAUGGAUUCGAUUAUCAGAGUUAACGAUUAUUUUUAGGCCUUUUCAGUUUUUUUGUAUAAUAUAAUGAGUUAUGUAGUUUAGUACAAGAGUCGUUUAGAGGUA